Molecule: messenger RNA, 2307 nt
Organism: Coccinella septempunctata (seven-spotted ladybird)
Lineage: Eukaryota; Metazoa; Arthropoda; Insecta; Coleoptera; Coccinellidae
Product: 1,4-alpha-glucan-branching enzyme
Exons: 8
Coding region: 177-2255 (692 amino acids)
Biological process (GO): glycogen biosynthetic process
Cellular component (GO): cytoplasm
Molecular function (GO): hydrolase activity, hydrolyzing O-glycosyl compounds; 1,4-alpha-glucan branching enzyme activity; cation binding
Source: RefSeq, a predicted model, not a curated record
UACCCGGUCUAUCCUCCAAAUUUAAAACGUAAUGCGAUAACCUUCGAACUUGAAUCAAUUUUAAGUAAUAAAUUUGUAUGAGACAUACUUCAACUGUUAGAGGAAACGUUAUUUGGUGCUCUACCUUCUCAACAAAUGUUACUUUCACUUGACUGAUCUUGUGAAUCCUCAACAUUAUGGGUGGAAAAUAUUCUUCUCUAGACCCCAUGCAGGUGGACGUUCCAGAAAUAGGGAAGUUAUUGGAAAGGGAUCCCUACUUAAAGCCUUACGAAAAGGAAAUAAGACGCCGCUAUGCAUGCUUCAAAGAUAUGCUGGCCUCGAUAGAUGAAAAUGGAGGAGGCUUAGACGCAUUUACUAAGGGCUACAAAUAUUAUGGCAUAAACGUACAGCAAGAUAACACUAUUGUGUGCAGAGAAUGGGCACCAGGGGCUCGACAACUAUUUUUAACAGGAGAUUUCAAUGGUUGGAACAGGGAGAGCCAUCCAUAUAAGAAGUUAGAGUAUGGAAAAUGGGAACUCGUUCUUCCACCAAAUCAAGAUGGGAGCUGUGCUAUUCCACAUCUUUCAGAACUCAAGGUUGUUGUGGAGACCCAGGAUGGAACUAAAGAGGACAGAAUUUCUCCCUAUGCAACCUAUGUUGUGGAACCACCGAAAGAGGAGGGGACAAUUUACAAACACAGGUUCUGGAACCCUUACCAAACUCAGCGCUACAUUUUCAAGAACAGAAAAGUGAAACGCCCCAAAAGCAUGAGAAUUUACGAAUGUCACGUAGGCAUUGCCACUCAGGAACUCAAUGUUGGUUCUUAUGAUAACUUUACGGAUAACAUUUUGCCAAGAAUCGUAAAGCAAGGGUAUAAUGCAAUACAACUCAUGGCCAUUAUGGAACACGCCUAUUACGCUAGUUUUGGUUAUCAAGUGACCAGUUUCUACGCAGCUUCAAGUCGUUAUGGAACUCCUGAGCAGCUUAAGAGACUAGUCGAUAGAGCACAUGAACUUGGUUUGGUCGUACUCUUAGAUCUUGUACAUUCUCAUGCCAGCAAAAAUGUACUUGACGGUUUGAAUCAGUUUGAUGGAACAGAUUCUUGUUAUUUCCAUGCAGGACCUAGAGGAGAGCAUUCCUUAUGGGAUUCCAGGCUUUUUAACUAUUGUGAAUUUGAAGUGCUAAGGUUCCUCUUGUCAAACAUUCGUUGGUACAUGGAGGAAUACCAGUUUGAUGGAUUCCGGUUUGAUGGUGUCACUUCCAUGUUGUACCAUUCCCAUGGUAUAGGUCAGGGUUUUGGAGGGCACUACGAUGAUUACUUCAGCAUGGGGGUCGACACAGAAGGGGUGGUCUACCUUAUGUUAGCUAAUCAUAUGAUCCAUCACUUCCACAAUGAUUCCAUAACAAUUGCAGAAGAUGUAUCUGGAAUGCCAGGUACUUGCAGACCCAUAUCAGAGGGUUGUUUGGGCUUUGAUUAUCGUCUUGCUAUGGCAAUCCCUGAUAAGUGGAUUGAAUUGCUGAAGCAUUGCCCUGAUGAGGAAUGGGAUAUAGGAAAUAUUGUUCACACCCUCACAAAUAGGAGAUGGAUGGAACCCAACGUUGCUUACUGUGAAUCUCAUGACCAAGCCUUAGUAGGGGAUAAAACCAUAGCCUUCUGGUUGAUGGACAAAGAAAUGUAUUCCCAUAUGAGCACCCUGUCAGGUCCCUCAUCUAUAAUAGACCGUGGUAUAGCUCUUCACAAACUAAUUAGGUUCCUUACUCAUGGUCUUGGAGGUGAAGCUUACCUUAAUUUCAUGGGCAACGAGUUUGGUCAUCCAGAAUGGCUAGACUUUCCUAGAGAAGGAAAUAACAGUUCCUACCACUAUGCAAGGCGUCAGUGGAAUUUGGUGGACGAUGAUCUUUUGAAAUAUAAGUUCCUAAAUGAAUGGGAUGCAGCUAUGAAUCAUGCUGAAGCUAAGUACCAGUGGCUGGCUUACGAACCAGCAUAUGUCAGUUGGAAACACCAAGAAGAUAAGGUAAUCGUGUUCGAGAGGCAUGGAGUAGUUUUUGUUUUCAAUUUCCACCCAAAUAAGAGUUUCGCCGAUUAUAGAAUAGGCGUAGAAGGUAAUGGGGAAUAUAAGAUUAUUCUGUGUUCUGAUGAUGCAAAGUUUGGAGGAUAUAAUCGUAUAGAUACAUCAGUCAGUUUCUUCACUUCGGACCAAGGGUAUGCUGGAAGAAGACAUUCACUACAGGUAUACAUACCAACUAGAUGUGCCAUCGCCUUAGCAAAAGUUUGAUUAAUGCAUUGUUAUCUUCUUUAUUUUUUAUGAAUAAAUUCUAUUUUGUUGA